Messenger RNA from Gracilinanus agilis (Agile Gracile Mouse Opossum), 939 nucleotides. RefSeq names its product olfactory receptor 1444-like. Gene Ontology annotation, biological process: G protein-coupled receptor signaling pathway; sensory perception of smell. The transcript has a single exon. NCBI's taxonomy places the organism in Eukaryota, Metazoa, Chordata, Mammalia, Didelphimorphia, Didelphidae. The record is from RefSeq and is a predicted model, not a curated record. Gene Ontology annotation, molecular function: G protein-coupled receptor activity; olfactory receptor activity; odorant binding. Gene Ontology annotation, cellular component: membrane. Bases 1 to 939 code for a protein of 312 amino acids.
AUGGGAAAUAGCACUGAAGUGACCGAGUUCAUUCUCUUGGGACUGACAGAUGACCCCAAACUCCACCUCCCUCUCUUCCUAGUAUUUUUGUUCAUCUAUCUUUUCACCCUUGUAGGGAACUUGGGAAUGAUGGUGCUUAUCCAGUCUGACUCCCGCCUCCACACACCAAUGUACUUUUUCCUCAGCAAUCUUUCCUUUGUUGAUCUGGGUUACUCCUCCGCUGUAGCUCCCAAGGUGGCCGCUGCCCUCUACUCAGGGAAUAAGGUCAUCUCCUACUCCGAGUGUGCUGCCCAGUUCUUCUUCUUUGUUGGGUUUGCCACAGUGGAAUGCUACCUCCUGGCUUCCAUGGCCUACGACCGCCAUGCUGCUGUGUGUAAGCCCCUCCAUUACACCACCACCAUGACGGCGAGUGUGUGCCUUUGUCUGGUCGCCGGAUCCUACUUUUGUGGCUUUCUGAAUGCUUCGAUCCAUGCCGGAGAUACCUUCAGCCUUUCUUUCUGUCGUUCUAAUGUAGUCCAUCACUUUUUCUGUGAUAUUCCCCCACUUUUAGCUCUCUCCUGCUCUGACACCCACAUCAGCGAGUUGGUUGUGUUCUUUGUGGUUGGUUUCAAUGUCUUCUUUACUCUCCUGGUCAUCUUGAUCUCCUACCUGUUCAUCUUCAUCGCCAUCCUAAGGAUGAAGUCCGCUGAAGGCCGCCAGAAGGCCAUCUCCACCUGUGCUUCCCACCUUACUGCCGUCUCCAUCUUCUAUGGGACAAUCAUCUUCAUGUACUUACAACCUGGCUCCAGCCACUCCAUGGACAGUGACAAGAUAGCAUCUGUGUUUUACACAGUGGUCAUCCCCAUGUUGAACCCUGUGAUCUACAGCCUGAGGAACAAGGAAGUCAAAAAUGCCUUUAGCAAAAUGAUCAAACAGGUGAGGUUUUCUAGGAAUAGCUAA